Messenger RNA from Didymodactylos carnosus, 318 nucleotides. The record is from the annotation of a GenBank genome assembly. NCBI's taxonomy places the organism in Eukaryota, Metazoa, Rotifera, Eurotatoria, Philodinida, Philodinidae.
AUGGUAGCACAUUCCAGUCGUCAGAGGUAUGGGGAAAAAAUGACCCCGAAGCAGACUUUAGGUGAGGGUGUACUGUACAAGCUAUCAAAUCCUUUUCGAAGUGAAAAACAUGCCGAAAUAUGUUUUAACUGGUUCAACCGGAGAACUUGGCUACAACUUAUGACGCGCGGUGAACUAGCACGAGUUGAUAGUACCUUGGAAAAGUUACUGGGAUGUCUAUCAACAAGUUUUGAACAGACAGUGGAAAAAAUGUUAACAAACAAAGAAGCAGGUGCAAAAGCAACACCAUUCUACAAAACAGAAGUAAUGAAAACAUGA